Molecule: messenger RNA, 1200 nt
Organism: Exophiala mesophila
Lineage: Eukaryota; Fungi; Ascomycota; Eurotiomycetes; Chaetothyriales; Herpotrichiellaceae
Exons: 1
Coding region: 1-1200 (399 amino acids)
Biological process (GO): proteolysis
Molecular function (GO): serine-type peptidase activity
Source: RefSeq, a predicted model, not a curated record
AUGCUCCAACUCAGCCCCGACCCUGGCUUUCAUUUUGAGCUGCUUCGCAUGCUCGCAACAACAAGAACACAAGGUUCAGACGUGGCCGAAAUCUUGAACGUCUGUGAGCGUAUCAUACCUGGAGAUUUUGAAAGCUGGUACAACGAAUUCGAUGCCUUGGCCAACUGGGUAGAGUCUACGGUCAGUGAAGACCGUGACUAUGACCGAGCCACCCUCCGAGAUGCUUAUCUCCGAGUUUCACGAUACCGCUUCGCCUCCUCCUUCUAUCUUAUAGGAGAUGUCAAAGACGAAAGGAACUGGACUACGUGGAGAGAAUGGACGAAAUACUUCGACAAGGCUGGACAAUUGAUGGAUAUUCCCCUCGAACGCCAUUCCAUUGAUACGGGCGAUUUCUCUAUUCCCUUGAUCCUAGCCCGUUGUUCUUUGGAUGACACUCCUCGUCCAAUUCUUAUUCUCGGCAAUGGCUUAGAUGGAUCUAUCGAGGAAAUGCUACACUUCCAUGGCCUGGCCGCCUUGGAAAGAGGAUAUCACGUCUUACUCUACGAAGGUCCAGGGCAGACCACUGUGAUUCGCGACCAGCGCAAGGGAUUCAUCCAUGACUGGGAAAGAGUUAUCACGCCAAUCGUUGACUGGUUGUAUCCCAAGAACUUCGUUCGAAGAGACGCUAUUGGCCUCAUGGGCGUUUCUCUCGGCGGAUAUCUAGCUGUGAGGGCAGCAGCUUUCGAGCACCGACUCGCUGCAGUGAUACUCAUCGACGGCAUCUUUGACGUGUCCUCUUCUGUGAAGGCCAUCUUCGGCGAGGAAGCAAUGAAGCACGACAACAAAGACAUCGACCAGUUCCACAAGGCGCUUGAAGCUCGGGGUCGGGAAAAUACAACAGCCCUGUGGUUGGCCAAUCAAAUCAAGUGGACCUUCAACACCGAUUCCGCACAUGAAGCUCUUCAACAAGUCAAGAAGAUGACUCUUGAAGGAAUUCUACAUCAGGUCAAGUGCCCUGUAUUUGUUGCAGACGCAGAGCAUGACUCACUUGUGGCAUCGAAUCAGCCAACAUUGGUAGCGGAAGGACUUGGAAAGCGAGCGACAUAUCGUAAAUUCACCAAGAAGGAGUCGGCAGAAGCACACUGUCAUCUGGGAGCUUCAGUAUUUUCCAACCAGAUUUUCUUGGAAUGGUUCAAGGAUCAGAUCAGACUGCCAAACUAG